GUUCGGGCUGUUGGCAGAAAUACUAGGGGAUCAAUUGCCAUGAGACUAAAAGAGGGGGACAAGAUGGCAAGCAUGGACAUAAUACCAGCAAGCAUGCGGAAAGAUCUUGAAAGGGUGCCAGAAGAAACCCAGAACAAUGAAAGGAGCUUCAAUGGUCAAUGGUUAUUAUUUGUCUCCGAGAGUGGUUAUGGCAAGCGUGUUCCCCUCAGUAGCUUCCGAAUCUCUCCUUUGAAUAGAGUUGGUUUAAUUGGUUACAAGUUCGCCUCAGAGGAUCGAUUGGCAGCUGUCUUUGUGGUUGGGUUUUCAUUUUCAGAAGAUGGUGAAAGUGAUGAACAAGUUGUUCUAGUUAGCCAAAGCGGUACUGUCAACAGAAUUAAAGUUAGGGAUAUUUCAGUUCAAUCUCGUUAUGCAAGAGGAGUGAUUCUGAUGCGGUUGGAGCAUGCCGGAAAGAUUCAAUCAGCUUCGUUAAUCUCCACCACAGAAUCUGAGCUGGAAGAGGCGCUUCCUGUUACAGGGCAAACAGCAGGAGCUGAAACACCUGAAAAUAUUUCACUGAAUUCGUAGAGUCCAGUUUUAGGUGGGGUUGGUAUACAAUGUGAGAAGAAGAAAUAAGAUGGUGUUUGUAUAUGAAUGUACACUUAUAUAUGUUUUAUUUAUCGGGGAAAAUUGUCUUCCCAUUUUGAUUCUAAUAGACCAGAACUUUGAGGAAACUAAUGUAAGGGUAAGUCAACUUAUUUUAAUAGACCAAAACCCGAGAGAUAUUAAAUAUGUUCACACUUAUGAUAUAAUAGUAGUCAGUUAAUUAAAUU
Carica papaya (papaya) is the source of this 809-nucleotide messenger RNA. Lineage: Eukaryota; Viridiplantae; Streptophyta; Magnoliopsida; Brassicales; Caricaceae. The record is from RefSeq and is a predicted model, not a curated record.